GCCUUCACGGAUACUAAGAUCCUCAUCUUUCACAGUCACAACGUCUCAUCUUCUCGGCGCUGAAGUGAACCCAGCAUUUGCAAUAUAUCAACGUCUGCUGCCAACUUCACGUGCCACUGACUCAAUCGAGUAGCGGCUCAGCGAUUAUCAUGAUUCAAUGCCCGGCUUGCGAAGGAUAUCCAUGCCAGCCUCCAGUUUACCAUCUUCCCAUAACACAGCACGGCGUCAUCACCGAAUCCCAAAUGGGUCGAUGGGACGAGGAUACCCAGAAACUGAGCCAACCAUCCACCAUGAAUUUGAGUUCCGUGACUUCAAACAAACAGCCAGUCCGUCUGAAGAAAACAACAGACGAGGCUAGACGUAUUCGGAAAGACUGUCUAGAUCGACAUGGUCGGAGAAACACAAAGCCUCGAGAGCUGCAGGGAACGAAACGCCUGGAAAAGUGUGCUCUCACUGGACGCAAUAUGAUAGGCGCGACAGUCCCGAACAUCGACCCGCGGCGGUCGGAUCUCCUGCGCCGAACCUGCAGAGAAGAACAAACGGGACAGAUGGGCAAGAAUGGUGAUCCUCAUCGCCGAGCCAAGAAAAUAUCGCUGUACGCACAACGUAGCGAUGUCACCUUCAAGAUGCCAACCCGAACCUUGGGGAAAGCCACAUCUUGUGAUUCGUGCCUCCGCUUACUAUUGAAAACAUCGUAUAGUCCUACAACCAGAAGACUCCACGACGUCAUUGUCCGGGGACGCAGCGCAGCAUCGCGAGAUUUACGCUUUACAAAUUACGAAAGGCGCAGGAUAGAGAGCGAGUCAUGGUGAACUCAAAGAAGACGCCCAUCUUAGGUGUGCUCGUCGCUCCGUGAUCCUGGCACACGCGACAACUCUGCUCCUAGCUCCAACUCAAUCAUGGGCGCUCCCCAGGCGACGUAUGAUUGAGAUUGG
Molecule: messenger RNA, 935 nt
Organism: Colletotrichum acutatum
Lineage: Eukaryota; Fungi; Ascomycota; Sordariomycetes; Glomerellales; Glomerellaceae
Exons: 1
Coding region: 150-812 (220 amino acids)
Source: RefSeq, a predicted model, not a curated record